GCAAGAAACGCAGCGCGCGGGCGGGCCACGCAGGGCGCGUGCGCGGGGCCGGGUGCGCCGGCGGGUGCGGCGGGGCCGGUGCUGCGGGGCUGCACGCGCCAUGUCGGGGCGCUCGGUGCGGGCCGAGACCCGCAGCCGCGCCAAGGAUGACAUCAAGAAGGUGAUGGCAGCCAUCGAGCGCGUCCGCAGAUGGGAGAAGAAGUGGGUUACGGUGGGCGACACGUCCCUGCGGAUAUUCAAGUGGGUGCCAGUGGCGGACAGUAAGGAGAAAGAGAAAUCCAAAUCUAGUAGCAGCACGACCCGAGAACCCAAUGGCUUCCCAGCUGACACCUCUGCCAAUUCCUCCCUCCUUCUGGAGUUCCAAGGUGCUGUUUCUGCAGAUGAGAAUAGCAACCAGAGCUCCCUGUCUGAUGUAUACCAGCUCAAGGUGGACAGCAGCCCCAACUCCAGCCCCAGUCCUCAGCAGAGUGAGUCCAUGAGUCCUGCCCACACGUCUGACUUCCGCACAGACGACUCGCAGCCUCCUACCCUGGGGCAGGAGACCCUGGAAGAGCCCUCCCUGCCUUCCUCAGAAGUGGCAGAUGAGCCUCCCACUCUCACAAAGGAAGAGCCAGUCCCCCUUGAGACUCAGGUAACUGAAGAGGAGGAGGACUCCGGUGCGCCACCUCUGAAGAGAUUUUGUGCUGACCAGAACUCUGUGUGCCACACAGCCUCGGAGAGCUAACCUGCCUGGCCCGGCACCUUCGCCAGCCCCUUGCAGAGCUGCCUGGCCUCCCCAGGACCAGCCCUUCCCUCCAGCCUGCCCCUUCCCCAGUGUCGGGGCUCCCACCACUCGCAUCAAGUGCGCCCUGCCCUACCCUCCCCUGCCCUGCCCUGCCCUGCUCUGCCCUGCCCUGCCCGAUGGAUGGGGCUGCUGCCAGUACCUGCAAGUUUGCCUCUAUUUAUUGGCUCCCUCUCUCUCUGCUCCCUGCCCUAGAGCUGCGGGUCUCUGCUGGGUGGGCUGCAUGUGUGGGGGGGUUCUCCAUGGGUCUCCCUGCUCUCCAUGGUCCCCAGGACACUGGCAGAUUCUGUUUGCCUGCCUGCCCUUUCCCUGGUGCUGGGAACAGGAGAGCCACCUUCCACCUGCUCCAGGUGAUGUGUUCAUUCGGUUGUGGGAGCAGGUGGUGGUGGGUGUGGGGGGCAGUGAGGGGGGGGCCGGCAGGGACCCACUGGGACGCUGUGCAAUAAGCUGCUAAGUUUAAGCCAUUCAUGCUGGGAGAGAGGGGAGCUCUUUCCCGUCCCGGGGGGCAGGUACUGACCGGCCUCGGCUCUGCCUCGGGGCACAACUCCAGCCGAAUGGAAUUUGGAAUCCCCCGGGAGCCGGCAGAGCAGGGGAAGCCACUGCCCUGUGCUGGAGAGCCUUGUCCCGGCCUAGGUACCCACUGUCCCCGAGGUGGGAGAGGAAGCAGCAGGGUGCUGGAGCUCCCCGGAAGCGCUCCCGCCAUGGGUCUGUGCCGCUCCCCAAUACCCGCUGCCCCCCCAGCCUCACUCUCCUCCCGCUGCCACUGCAUGUCCCGCCGAGUCCGUGAUCGAGCCUGGUGAAGCUGGAGGCGCGACCGCGCGUGGAAGUGGAAAGUUAUUUUAGCACUGAAUAGAAUAUUUUUAAAAUUAAAUUGUUUGAAAUACA
Messenger RNA from Passer domesticus (house sparrow), 1666 nucleotides. It is a transcript of the gene BCL7B, whose product is annotated as BAF chromatin remodeling complex subunit BCL7B. Bases 101 to 724 code for a protein of 207 amino acids. The transcript has 6 exons. The record is from RefSeq and is a predicted model, not a curated record. Lineage: Eukaryota; Metazoa; Chordata; Aves; Passeriformes; Passeridae.